GUUACAUUAAUCUUUGAUUUGUUAGAGCGCCGAGCGGGAAUACGACUGUUUUGAAAACAGUGUUUGCAUCUGUCGUAUUUCAAAUAUGGGUGAGAGAGAGCAUCUCCUAUUCUCCCAAAAACAAGAUUUGCUGAAGAGAAGGAAGCAGUUGCUCGAUAUUAAAUUGCAAUUGCAGAAGGAUAUUCACACUACCCAACCAAUCAACUUUGGUAGCAAGUAUGGGGCACUGUCUGAAGCAAAGGCUUUAUCAAUUGCAGAUGGAUUGCAUCACAGAUUUUCAGAUGUACGGUUUCUUGAACAACUGGAGUGCCACAUGCUAUUUGGUUUGAAGGUUGUGGAUUACAAUAAAUCUAAACUGGUAGUGCAGUUCAGACCGUCUUAUCUGAAGAAGAUUCUUCCAGAGGUCUAUGCUAUAUGUCUUUUGGCAGGAAGUAAUGGUCAUUCUGUUGAGAAGUAUUAUCUACCACACUCGGUACAAAUGAGAACAGUGGUACAACGAUGGUCUCCUCUCAAACAGGACAAUUUGAAAAACUUUUUGCUAGAUAUAAAACAGCAGAUAAAUGCUUUCCAUCAUCGGCAGAACCAGCUACUGGAACUCAAGGAAUGGGCCAACAGUCAAAAUAUAACACUAAAAGUAUUCCAUCCAUUCUCAUUAAAUUAUAUUGUAAUCACUGCAAGAAUGGAUGACACUCGGAAAAUAACGAAUUGUGGAUCAGUGAAUCUGGUAAUCCAUUAUGAUUCAGAUUGUUAUCUACCAACAACAAUUGAUAUUGAGAGCCGUGAAAUGGAGGAGGAAGAAUUAGCUGUUGCAAAGGAACAGUUUACAGGCUUCAAAUUAUAUUAUUUGAGAGAAGCUUUUGAAAUAUGCUGUAUUAAAACUGAAAGAUUUUCAUUGUCUACAAAGGUAGAUGUACCAAAUGAAAACUUGAAUGAAGAGGUUAAUGAUAGCAUCUCAAUAUCAGAGGAUGUGAGCAGCGAUGCUGUCCCUGAACAAGUGAACAGAGAAAAUAGAUUGUUGUCAAUUGUGGAAGAAACAAGAAAGUCCAAAUCAGAAUUGUCAGUAAAAGGAAAAAGAAACAGAAAUGGACAUAAUAGCUCAGCAUCAUCUGAAGAAAGUAUUGCGGAAAGGAGCAUGAGUGAUGCACCUGAAAUGAUGGAAACAAGAAAGUCCAAAAUAAAAUCUUUGCCAAAAGGAAAAAGAAAAAAGAAUAAAGAUACAAGCACAUCCUUAGCUGAGGAUGAUGAUAUUGCAGAAAUGACCACAAGUAGUGCCUCUGAAAAGAUUGCUGAGUUUCAGGAAACCAAAAGGAGUUUAGGCUCAGUCUUACAGAAAGCAAAAAAAUCAAAGCCUAAAUCUUCUACCAAAGGAACGAGGAAAAAGAAAAGCCCACAUAACCAUUCCACAAACAAAGUAACAAAAGAAAUCUGUACACCUGACCAACCAAAUAAAAUUACACGUUACAUUUUAAGAAGUAAAAGAUAAUAAGUCAAUGAUGCUGUGUGUGCGUAUGUAUGUAUGUAUAAAAACCAUUUGGCAUAGCACUAUGUAAUAUAGAUGUCUGUAAAGUUGUGUUGUAUGAAGUAACAAUCUGUUACUACCCUUCUCUCUCUCUCUCUCUCUCUCUCUCUCUCUCUCUCUCUCUCUGUGUGUGUGUGUGUGUGUGUGUGUGUGUGUGUGUGAGUGUGUGUGUGUGUGUGUUUGUUUGUUAGUAAAACUUACAAAUGAUAAAAGUGAUAAAAUAUAGGUUGUCAGUUAAAAAAAUUAAUUUAAACUUUGAUGAUUUAUGAUUUUGUAAUUUUUUGUCAUUUAAUGCUACCUAUCAAAAUAAGGUAACUUGAAA
Molecule: messenger RNA, 1841 nt
Organism: Schistocerca cancellata (South American locust)
Lineage: Eukaryota; Metazoa; Arthropoda; Insecta; Orthoptera; Acrididae
Exons: 7
Coding region: 86-1483 (465 amino acids)
Source: RefSeq, a predicted model, not a curated record